UUGAUCUAAACACACAUCAAAAGACGGAUACUGAAACUGUUGUUCUUUCUUUCCCCCCUUUGAAUCGGGAAGAUCGAAAGAAGAAAUGGGUACAGAAGGAUCAAGUGUUGUUGUGCCCAGGAAUUUCAGAUUGCUAGAAGAGCUUGAGAGGGGCGAAAAGGGAAUUGGCAAUGGAACUGUUAGCUAUGGGAUGGACGAUGCUGAUGAUAUAUACAUGCAGUCAUGGACUGGGACUAUUAUUGGCCCUCCUAACACUGUUCAUGAAGGACGCAUAUACCAAUUGAAACUGUUUUGUGGCAAGGAUUAUCCAGAUAAUCCACCAAGUGUGAGGUUUCAAUCACGGAUAAAUAUGACCUGUCUAAAUCAGGAAACCGGAGUGGUUGAACCUAGCCUUUUCCCCAUGCUUGCUAAUUGGCAAAGGGAGUAUACAAUGGAGGAUAUAUUGACUCAGCUGAAGAAAGAAAUGAUGUCUCCACAGAACAGGAAGCUAGCUCAGCCUCCUGAAGGCAAUGACGAGGCAAGGGUCGAGCAAAGGGGUUUAGCAUUGAAGUGUUGCAUCUUUUGAAAUCACUGUAGUUGUAUGUGAACAUUAUGUAUAUAAGAAAAUACAUACACUAGGUCAUUCCAGCAACCGGCUAAGCACAAAAAUGCCAAUGGCGGUGAAAUAAAAUGAAACUUCCUAACGAAGUUGAUGACCUUCAAAAACUGUAGGACUGUGCUAAUAUCGAAUCUUAUUUGGCGAGAGCAUUUCGUUUUUCUCUUGUUUCCUCGUUUUUUUUCGUUUCCAUUUGAUGUAAUUUAGGUCGUAUCGGAGGACAACACUGAGGUCGGAAUCUUUACGGGUUUGAGAUAAGUGUUGUAUUCCUUCUAUGUAUGUGCUUUCUCUUUGAUAAUGAGAAAAUUGUACCAUCAAAGUUUAUUAUUUCCAA
Messenger RNA from Hibiscus syriacus, 929 nucleotides. Its product is annotated as ubiquitin-conjugating enzyme E2 variant 1A-like. Gene Ontology annotation, biological process: DNA damage tolerance; protein K63-linked ubiquitination. The transcript is spliced from 5 exons. Gene Ontology annotation, cellular component: nucleus. The coding region runs from base 86 to 565 and encodes 159 amino acids. The record is from RefSeq and is a predicted model, not a curated record. Lineage: Eukaryota; Viridiplantae; Streptophyta; Magnoliopsida; Malvales; Malvaceae.